CCUGUUCCACACAUUCACACUGAAGCCCUGCUCAGACUUGAGAGAGCAACAGUUCAACUCUAUUGUUCUUCUAGCAGCACCUGGGAUACGCCAGGUAAUCUUGGUAACGUUGCGCAAGCAGCGAAUGAGCUCCGAGCAGCGUGAGCCCCCAUGUAGCGCUGCCGGUCCCCUCCAGCAUGAUGAGCCUCUCGGACUACGACUCUGACGGGUACUCGUCCACUGAAGACGCGGACUACGUCCCAUCAGACGAUGACCUCAGCGAGGAUGACCUCAAUGAGUGUGAAAGGGAGGAGCCUCUGCACGAGGGCGACGGCGUGCCGCUUCCCGACGACGCCAGCAAGAAGAAGAAGAAGAAGAAGAAGGACAUCGGCGUGAGGAAGAGGAAGAAAGGAGUCCUGAAAGUGGACGGGGAAGAGGAAGAGGGGGGCGGAGCCGAGGUGGAGGAGGCGCCGCAGGAGGAGUGGGGGAGAGGCCCCGCGGUGCGCGAGGAGGACGACGUGAAGCAGAAGAAGAAGUCCGACGACCUCUGGGCCAGCUUCCUGUCCGACGUCGGGUCCAGACCCAAAGAGGACUCGGCCGCCUCGGAGACCAGGACCGCCUCGGAGACCAGGACCGCCUCGGAGACCAGGACCGCCUCGGAGACCAGGACCGUGCAGAAGGCUGCUCCUCUGAGGACAGAAGCUCCUGCGAUGGUGACCAUCACCAAAGUGUUUGACUUCGCUGGAGAGGAAGUGAGGGUGGACAAAGUGGUGUCGGCAGACUCCAAGGAAGCCAAGCUGUACCUGAGCAGCCAGAAGGAGGAGGAGGAGCUGCCCCCCCCCUCGGCGGGGCAGCCCGGCACCAGCGCCAAGCGGGCGGCGCCGGGCAUGUCGGGCCUGUUGGGUCGCCUGGGCUCCAAGAAGCAGAAGAUGAGCACGCUGGAGAAGUCCAAGAUGGACUGGGACGCCUUCAAGUCGGAGGAGGGCAUCGCCGACGAGCUCGCCAUCCACAACCGGGGCCGCGAGGGGUACGUGGAGCGGAAGAACUUCUUGGAGCGCGUCGACCACCGCCAGUUUGAGAGAGAAAAGGCCGUCAGACAGAGCAACACCAAACAAUGACACACACACACACACACAGUGGAGCAGAUGGACAGAGUGUGUGUUGCCCCGGAGCGGUUUCACGACGGGCCGCUCAGUGUUUCCUGUGCUCUGUGAGAACCAAUCGGAAUGCUUCACAUCAAAGAUCUUCUUGGGGGGGGGAGGGGGGGGGUCUGUUGCUCCCUCUCGGACCCUGGCGGUCCCUCCCAAACACAGAGACCUUCAUCGUGUCCUCAGACAACGAGGUUACUCCUCUUCAUGUCUCAGGACACCAGGACCCUCCUACCUGAAGGACGCUCCGACCUGAAGGACCCUUUGAACUUUGAAGACCGUAGCGCUCUGUAGGUCCUUUGUGUUGCAUUCCUCACAUGGUUGGUUCUAAUGUUCGACCGGAUCAGCUGUAGAAGUCCCCCCCCCCCCUGCAGUGAACAACAUGAGGAGGAGGAGGAGGAGGAUGUUAUGUUCAUGUAAAUAUUAGACGGUCAAUAAACUGAUCCUUUUAAAUACGCUGGUUGAUGUCUUGUUUGUUCUCUGCAGUAGUGAUGAAGAGCCUCUUCAUCGUCAUCAUCACUCCACCAGUAAGAUUUUACCCCAAAACGUAAUGUCAAUAAAAUGUUAAUGAACCAACAACCUGCAA
Messenger RNA from Pseudoliparis swirei, 1713 nucleotides. RefSeq names its product craniofacial development protein 1 (gene cfdp1). The transcript has 7 exons. The record is from RefSeq and is a predicted model, not a curated record. Bases 177 to 1097 code for a protein of 306 amino acids. NCBI's taxonomy places the organism in Eukaryota, Metazoa, Chordata, Actinopteri, Perciformes, Liparidae.